CAUUUUCCCACAACACCCUGCUCCUGCUCUCGCAGAUAACGAAAAUGGCGGACAACGCAUCAUCGGUCGAGAUCGUCGAGGGCUGUCGCCUUCCCGUUCUUCGCAAAAACCAAGAACACGAGGACGAAUGGCCGCUGGCAGAAAUCUUAAGUGUGAAGGAAGCCUCGUCAAGAAAACUCUUCUAUGUUCACUACAUUGAUUUCAACAAACGCCUGGAUGAGUGGGUCACGGCGGACAGGCUGGACAUGAAGAAGCUUCAGUUUCCUAAGAAAGAAGCUAAAACACCAACCAAGAAUGGUCUUCCAGGUUCCCGCCCCAGUUCUCCAGAGAGAGAAGUGAGGAAAACUCUAGAACUCAACGUACAACCCCCCACAGCUCCUUCCAGAGGCAAAACUCUCCCCACGCCGGUACAAAAGAGGAAAGUAGAGACCGUCCCCGUGGCGACUCAGGUACCCCCAGCCGCCCCCGUGCCCUCCCUGCCAAGUUCAGCUGAAGCCACUCAGGCAGCUGUUUUUCCCGCUGUGAGAGAGACCAACACAUUUAAGGCCAGAGAAGAGCAUGAGCCGAUCUCUUCGCUCACAACGAACGGCACUGCUCGAAGACUUAUCCCUGCUCAGUCUGGGAGGAAGAGGAAAGCUAACUGUGGGGGAACUGACGAGAUGAUAAAGGUUUUGCAGUAUAACAAGCCUCAAAGUGCCAGUGUCUUUCAACCACCACCACCAGAGGAUUCCCAGGACAGUUCAGAUGGCAUCCCAACAGCACCCCGCAUGACGGGCAGUCUGGUGUCGGAUCGUAGCCACGACGACAUAGUCACCCGGAUGAAAAACAUUGAGUGUAUAGAGCUGGGACGGCACAGACUGAAGCCCUGGUACUUCUCCCCGUACCCACAGGAACUCACCUCACUGCCCAUCCUCUACCUCUGUGAAUUCUGUCUCAAGUACCUCAAAAGCCUUAAAUGUCUCCAGAGGCAUUUGACCAAAUGUAAUCUAAGACAUCCUCCAGGCAACGAGAUCUACCGCAAAGGCACUAUAUCAUUCUUUGAGAUUGACGGCAGGAAAAACAAAAAUUAUUCCCAGAACCUGUGUUUACUUGCUAAGUGUUUCCUGGACCACAAAACAUUGUAUUACGACACAGACCCUUUCCUCUUCUACGUAAUGACAGAGUAUGACUCCAAAGGCUUCCACAUAGUGGGCUACUUCUCCAAGGAAAAAGAGUCGACUGAAGAUUAUAAUGUUGCCUGCAUCCUGACCUUACCUCCUUACCAGCGGAGAGGUUAUGGCAAACUGCUCAUUGAGUUCAGUUACGAGCUGUCCAAGGUAGAAGGGAAGACGGGCACUCCAGAGAAGCCGCUUUCUGACCUUGGUCUCUUGUCCUAUCGCUCCUACUGGUCUCAAACCAUCUUGGAAAUUCUCAUGGACCUUAAACCUGACAAUGGAGAAAGACCACAGAUAACCAUCAAUGAGAUCAGUGAGAUCACAAGUGUAAAGAAAGAAGAUGUCAUUUCAACACUUCAGUAUCUCAACCUAAUCAACUACUACAAGGGCCAGUACAUCCUGACUCUUUCAGAGGACAUCGUGGAUGGGCACGAGAGAGCGAUGCACAAGAGGCACUUGCGUAUAGAUCCUAAAUGCCUUCACUUCACUCCUAAGGACUGGAGCAAGAGGGGCAAGUGGUAGAGUCCCAGCGCAGUUUGCUGAAUAUUCUCCUCGGAGCGGGACAGUGGACAGUGGAUCAGAUGAAGGUUUUGUUGAGCUGUCUCACCAAGAACCUUUUUGAGCACAGGACCUAUUUAUAUAAGUAACAGUGAAAGUAAAAUGUCUCUUGAGAUGAAUAGGCUACAAGUGACUUUAUAAAGCUGUCAAACGUGGGGAUGAAACUCUGGUUAACCGUAACACCGUCAAUACACAACACACUUUCUGCCGUGUAAAAGAUCCUGUUCAUGACUAAAACAGUGCAUUGAAAGUUACAUGUAGUGUCUCUUUAUAUUCUAGUGUAAAUUAAAACCUAAAGCACCCAGUGGUGGUCUUAUAACCAGUUUUAGUUGAGCAGCAAAUCUGUUGACGAGUUCAUAUUUUGUAAAAUAAUCAAAGAGAAUUUCUUUUCCUUUUGUUGCUAUGGCUAUCACAAACAAAAGUGUCUUUUUGUCCUUUGAUUUGCCAAGUUGAAAUGUUAUAUUAAUUUAUAAAUCCCUAAAAGGUUUGAUUGUAGACACAGUCCAACAAGAUCUCUUGUGUGACUGUCACUGAAGUCCUGUUUCAGAAACCUUUGCACAUGGAAAGUGAACUUGACCAGCAGAUCUUAUAAACAAUGGGGCAAAUGAACAGCCUUUUUCUACUUUAAAUAGGGAAAUCUAUUUACAUUGUUCAGGCUUCGUGACAUCUCUGACACCUCUUGCUGGGUACAAGAGCUGUAAUAAUUUUCAAGCCUGAGUAGCAGGCUGUGGUUUCUUUUCUACUUAUUACAAGUGACUAAACGAAAUGUGUAUUGGUUGUGUGUAAAUACAAAAUGUACAGUGAAAAUUUCAGAUAUUUUUUCUUUUUGAACUAAGAUACCUGUCUAUUUAAAUUCUCAUCUCAACAGUAAAUUUCAGUUUAUUGGGAUUCUCAACUAAUAGAACAGAAAAUGAUCUAGUAGUUGAUUGUUGUUAGGGCUGUUUUUAGGAUCAGUUUAUGACAGUGACGGUGGAGUAGGCCAUUCUAAUGUAAUGCACUUUUUUUAUUUAAAAAAAACUUAAUCUAAUCCUGCAGAUAUCCCCUCAUGCUUCACUAGUUGUAUGCGCUAGGAAAAACAAAUAGAUUGGUACGAGUGACUGAGACCACACAUCACCAUUCCAGCCAAAGCCACAGGAGAGUUGUGAGUAUUGCUAUAUAGAGCUGGUGUUUAGGCUCUGCGAAGCAGUUGUUCUGCAUGUUAGCUUUGCAAUAGCAACCCCUAGCUGAUCCACUGCCCAGCUACUUGAAAAUGCAAAUGGAGGAAUUUUUGGGGUUGACUUCCUACAGAACACUGAAGGGGCUAGUGUGUUGAAUUCAAUGGGAAUGGCUUACUCCACCUUUUCAAUAAAGCAUUCUUGUCAAAGUAUAUAUAUUUAAACAAACAAACAGCCAGGACCAUGUAGAGACCCACGAUUCAACUAAUGAUCUGUAUUAACAACAAAAUAACAACAUGAUCAGUUCAGGGUUUCCAAAUCUACAGUGUCUGUUCUUUUAAUUUCCUUGUGUUUUAAGUAGUUGGUUUGUAGUCCAUCAACAUCUCUUUGUUCAGAUGUUCAGUCACGAUCAGUGAUACAAGUCAUUGUCCCCUAGUUGAACAUAUGUGUGCUGUGACUGUACAUACUGAAGACAGAAGCCAUGCUGAACUGUUAGAGGAAUGUAAAUUUAGUGUACAGUUGUCUUUUCUUUUUAACUCAAUGUUAUCUAACAGGCUGCACAAUUUUAAAGGAAAAGACCUGAAAGUGAUAUCUUACUUUCUGUUUGUGGUUUUGUUUACAUGUCAAAAAGGACAAGGAAUUUGCCCUGUUGAAAUGAUUUAGUAUAUCUUUAUGUGAAACACAGUUGACAGUUAUCAUUUGAGCAUUUGAUAUGAAAAGCUUGUUGAAUUGAUAAAAAAAAAAAAUCUUCAGAA
Messenger RNA from Mugil cephalus (flathead mullet), 3621 nucleotides. RefSeq names its product histone acetyltransferase KAT5. The transcript has 15 exons. Lineage: Eukaryota; Metazoa; Chordata; Actinopteri; Mugiliformes; Mugilidae. Gene Ontology annotation, molecular function: histone acetyltransferase activity. Bases 45 to 1676 code for a protein of 543 amino acids. The record is from RefSeq and is a predicted model, not a curated record. Gene Ontology annotation, biological process: regulation of DNA-templated transcription.